Messenger RNA from Annulohypoxylon maeteangense, 2697 nucleotides. Its product is annotated as PLP-dependent transferase. Gene Ontology annotation, cellular component: endoplasmic reticulum. Gene Ontology annotation, biological process: carboxylic acid metabolic process; sphingolipid catabolic process. The record is from RefSeq and is a predicted model, not a curated record. The coding region runs from base 529 to 2232 and encodes 567 amino acids. The transcript has 3 exons. Lineage: Eukaryota; Fungi; Ascomycota; Sordariomycetes; Xylariales; Hypoxylaceae. Gene Ontology annotation, molecular function: sphinganine-1-phosphate aldolase activity; pyridoxal phosphate binding.
CUUCACUCAACUCAACCUUGAAGUAAAUCAACCAGUAAGGUUCGAGGGAUUUGUCACCAAAAGGUAAACUCAAGAUCUGAUAAGCAAGAAGUAACGAAGUGGUUCGCAUUCGCGAUUCACUUGGCCGCGCUUUCCGGAUCGGGGAAGCUGGGCCUAGGCUGGACAUGGACGGGCAGAGUCCCGCUUCACUUGUAGCCGAGAAUCCUUGCUCACGCAUGUGACGGAUUUGAUGGUUAGCCAAACACAGGCCUGAUAGCCUGAUAGCCCAGUGACAUUUCCAUACUUUAGCGGGUCUUGUUCUUUCUGUGCAGCUCUCGUGUUCCCAGAUGUUCCCAGAUUCCCAGAUCUGACGGAAACCCCAUGAACACUUUCCUCGGCCUGUCUCGGAUUGGAUAAAAGCAAAGAGGUGGCCUUGUAACGUUCUAAUAGUUUUGUUCUUCUUUGGUGUCUCUUUUAAUGCCUUUUAAUAUCUAGAUUUGGAGGAAUUGCACUGCAAUUGAGGCAUUGCAACAGAUUAGCAUCAACAACAUGCCGGGCUCCUCUCGAAUACCUGCCAGUCUACGCGAGACCUUCAACAGUGUUAAGAAGCGAUCUCGGCCGAUUGACCCUCACCAGAUAUUCAAUCUAGACUUACUUCGAAAUGUCGUCUUUUUCUUCUUUGUACUACGCAUUGUCCGCCGGACGUUCUGGAAACUAAAGGGUCGUGGCAUCAUCGGCACAAUUGUAGAGAUAUAUCGCGAUACGCAACGUGUACUAUAUGGAUACUUCCUGCGGGCACCGGGAGUUCGCACCCAGGUGCGCAAGCAAGUCAAUGACUCGUUAUCAAAGGUUCAGGCGAAGAUAAUACAAGCCGACGGGACGAGAUACUUGUCUCUGCCGAAAGAAGGAUGGACGGAAGAUGCCCUAAAAACCGAGCUCGAAACGCUAGCGAACAUGGACCAUACUAGAUGGGAAGACGGUUACGUAUCUGGUGCCGUAUACCAUGGAGAGGAAGAAUUAAUUAAGCUCCAGACUGAGGCUUAUGGCAAGUUCACCGUUUCAAACCCGAUUCAUCCGGACGUCUUCCCUGGCGUGCGAAAGAUGGAAGCCGAGGUUGUCGCAAUGGUUCUCUCCUUGUUCCACGCCCCAGCCAACGCCGCCGGAGUUUGCACCAGCGGUGGUACUGAGAGUAUCCUCAUGGCUUGCUACAGCGCAAGGCAGAAGGCAUACGUAGAGCGUGGUGUGACAGAACCUGAGAUGAUCCUUCCGGAGACAGCGCACACGGCCUUCCGUAAGGCCGGUGACUACUUCAAGAUCAAGAUCCACCUGGUUCCUUGCCCCGCUCCCAACUACCAGGUUGAUGUCCACCGAGUCUCCCGUCUCAUCAACUCGAACACCGUCCUCCUAGUUGGCUCCGCCCCUAACUUCCCCCAUGGUAUCAUCGACGAUAUCUCGGCCCUCUCCAAAUUAGCCCUGAAACGUCGCCUGCCACUGCACGUCGACUGCUGCUUGGGUUCGUUCCUAGUGCCUUUCCUCGACAAGGCCGGUUUCGAAACGGAGCUCUUCGACUUCCGCCUCAAGGGCGUCACCUCUAUCUCGUGUGAUACACACAAGUAUGGGUUCGCCCCCAAGGGUAACUCCACCGUUCUAUACCGCACACAGGAGUUGCGCACAUACCAGUACUUCGUCUCCCCCGACUGGUCCGGUGGCGUCUACGCUUCGCCGGGCAUUGCCGGGUCCCGUCCCGGUGCUCUGAUCGCCGGCUGCUGGACCAGCAUGAUGCGCGUCGGCGAAGCGGGGUACAUCGAGGCCUGUGGCACCAUCGUCGGAUGCGCCAAGAAGAUCGCCGAGCACGUCACCUCUCAUCCGUGUCUCAGCGCAGAGCUCGACAUCAUCGGCCGUCCCCUCGUCUCCGUCGUCGCCUUCACAGCCCGCAACCUCGACAUCUACGACAUCGCAGACGGGAUGAACGCUAAGGGCUGGCAUCUCAAUGCUCUGCAGAACCCCCCCGCCAUCCACAUCGCCGUCACGCUCCCCAUAACCAAGGUCUGGGAACGUCUUGUCGAGGAUCUGGAGGUCGUCGUCGAGGCAGAGAGGGAAAAGGAACGGGUUCGUGCUGUUGAGGGUAAGGGUGUCAAGGGGAAGGCGUCGGGCGAUACUGCGACCUUGUACGGUGUUGCUGGAAGCUUGCCCAACAAGGCCGUUGUGGUCGACUUGGCGAGAGGCUUCCUGGAUUUGAUGUAUAAGGCAUAGACAAACCAAUAAACGCGAGUCUGGCCUAAGUGCGGUGGGUAUGGUAGGUGGGGCUAAGUUCAGGUUUAAGGCGGAUGGUUGGAGGGGGCUGGGAAUUGUGUUAUAUGGAUAGGGCGGUGUCGGGAGGCUUGCUCGUCACCGUGGCUUUCCACCGCCGCCUGUUGAGAAAUAUAGCCGUGUACAUUAAGAAGGAAUGGAGGGCAUACUGGUCAUUGACUAGGUUACUGGUUUGUACACAUAUAUAUAAGAGGGCCGGCGAUGCGAGGUGAGGCAAGGGCCAAAAAACCUCGCAAGUAUGCAAGGCAAGUAUCACAAGGUCCUCGAAAAAAAAAGGGGGGCUUCUCGCACGAAAGAAAAAAAAUAACACUUAAGACAGAGCAGAGCAUUUAAUAGCGUGUGGUACAGUAGUACAAAGUCUUCAAUCAAUCAAUCAAUGGUCAAUGCUAUUGCACACCUAGUUAUAUA